Molecule: messenger RNA, 762 nt
Organism: Didymodactylos carnosus
Lineage: Eukaryota; Metazoa; Rotifera; Eurotatoria; Philodinida; Philodinidae
Source: the annotation of a GenBank genome assembly
AUGUAUAGUACCUGGAUGAAUAAAUUUAUUUUUAGUCGAACAAUAAUCAUAAAAGAAUCUUUAAAAAGAGUAUUAUAUACAAUUGAUCAACCAUUUAAAAUAUCAUCAAAAGCUCAUUUUAUUGUACCUAUAUCACGCACUUAUGUUGAUGCUCAAUGUUAUAAUUUAUUAAAACAAAAUUUGUGCUCCAGUUGGUGUUGUGGAGGUCCAUCUGGUACAGAAUACACUGUUUCAGGUAGUGGAUGGAUGAACGAAGAAUUGUUUACAUGGUGGUUCACAAAUAGUUUUAUUGCACAAACACAACAUUUACCACGACCACUUCUUCUGGUACUGGAUGGACUCGGCGCACACGUUAAUGUAACUUGUAUUGAAUUAGCGAUUGCAAACAAUAUCAUUUUGUUAGUACUACCUCCCCACACAACACACAAUUUACAACCUCUCGAUCUUGUUAUUUUGGAUGUAGUAAAGUCUUAUUGGUAUAAAAUUAUGAGCAGUUAUAAGAAACAAGGUUAUAACGCCAUUAGAAAACCGGAUUUUCCUGGUUUAAUAAAUCACGUAUAUGAACAAGUUUGUACAAAAAGACAAGUCGUAUCAUCGUUUGCACCAAGUGGUAUAUGGCCAUUUGAUAAUCAAGCAAUGAAAGAUAAAGUGGCUGUAGAAAAAAGACAAAAACGAGUUUCGUUGAAUGUUACUACUUUAUCAACAUGUCAAGAUGAUGUUUCAACAUCCUCAUUCAGCACAAUGUCGACAGAUACUUAUUAA